ACUGAGUUGUGUAACUACAAAGAACAGAUGCUUGUGUAUAUCUGUAUGUGUAGCCCUGUAUGUAUUAUUUUCAACAUAGCACGUGUGUCUAACAGUUUGUAUGUAAUUUAUAUGUAAAGUGCGAAAGCAGCAUAACAAAUUUAUACUCGUAUAACCAGUGAGCUCUAUAUAUACUCGAGUGAGCCUUUAUAGGUUUAGUGUAUAUAAGAGAUCCAUGACCGGUCUAACACAACAACUGCAGUAUGUAUAGAGCUCAUUCCGUAUAGUAUUGAAUGAAAAUACAAAGAUGAAACAAAAGUUUAAAGCGGUUAUUGAAGAUGUUGCUGUGGAGACAACCAAAGUUCAACCAAUAAUUGUGGAUUUCCAAAAUGGUGAACUGAAAGAUGAAGAAGUUAAAAGCAUGUCUUGUGGUGUAUUUCACGAUCAAAUAAAAGACAAAACUGUAUUGGCGUUGUCAAAUGGGCAAAUGGUUUACAAAGGUUAUAAACCAAACCCUAAGAAACAGCUAACACGAAAAAUGCUAGUACUUCACAAUAAAAACACAGGCAAAAUACGACUGAUUGAAGCAGAACUGUGGGAUGUAACUCCAGUACUCCAAAAACCAGUUAUUGAAGAGAAUACGAAUAAUGUAGACGAUAAAAUUGCAAUAUUAAACAAGCAAUUUGGAUCAAAGAAAGUUAAACGUAGAACUGAACAAUAUGAAAAGUUAAAAAUGAAUGUUGAUUCUGUCAAAGAUCAACUUGAAAAGACUGUAUCAAAUAUUGAGGUCGACCGAAAAGAUUUGUCUACUGAAGUACCCACUGAAUAUAUCACAAAUACAAAUCUGCCAACAUGCAAUAGGGAGGCAACUAAUGUUAAAGAUGUGUACAAUAUAUAUGAUAUUGUACCAAAGAGUAAAUUGGAAACAUUAUAUGACCAAGCAAUGGAAAUUCUUAAAGGAGCUAUAGAGGGAAAACCCAAAUUCUUCACUCGCACUCUAAGGACUAUACAAUCAGAUCCCGAUAAUGUAAACAAAGUUGCCUUAUUGUUGUAUAUCGAAACUGUUAAUGCGUGGUUCACCAUGCCGAUGAAAGAGGCGAAGAAACGUGACAUUGUGAUAUGUCCGGUUUCCGAAGAGAUGAACGCGCACAUCAUUAAUACGUACAGCAUUUCAAGCGCGAGCGGACGACUAAGGCCGAAUACUGUGAAGGACAAAGCUAUUAUACACUGCUUGAUACUCGCGCUGACAAUAUCGAACUACAUGCUAGAUUUGGAAUCGUUCCGGCUUAUGAUGGGGACACGGACGAGUUUGAAGAAAUUGUUGGAUCUCGCGAAGAUCAUCGGUGCAAUGCCUAAUAAGGACGAUAAAAAAAUAAUUACGCUGAAGAUUCCCUUACCAGAACCAGUGCCUGUUGUAAAAAACAAUAGAAAGAAAAAUACAAAAAAACAGUGAAAUCCAAUCAGUGACAUUAUUCUGAUAUUUUUCGCCAAUGCUGAUGCUGAUGAGAACAAUAUAUAAAAUAUGAUUAUGAUAAGAAGCAUGUUAUGUUCUAUAAAAUGUUAAUAUUGUAAAAUACAUAAUUACAUAUUUUACUUUGCUACA
Odontomachus brunneus is the source of this 1582-nucleotide messenger RNA. RefSeq lists its product as uncharacterized. Gene Ontology annotation, cellular component: RNA polymerase I complex. Bases 287 to 1432 code for a protein of 381 amino acids. The record is from RefSeq and is a predicted model, not a curated record. Lineage: Eukaryota; Metazoa; Arthropoda; Insecta; Hymenoptera; Formicidae. Gene Ontology annotation, molecular function: DNA binding. Gene Ontology annotation, biological process: transcription elongation by RNA polymerase I; RNA polymerase I preinitiation complex assembly; nucleolar large rRNA transcription by RNA polymerase I. The transcript is spliced from 6 exons.